CAUGUGUUUUCAGGACUGGCACUUUUAAUUUGGAAACUGCCCCAGAGGCAUUUCUUUCCUGCCUGGGUCUGGGCACUUUGCUGGACCUGCAGUUCGUUUCUCUCCCUUUCUGCCUACUAGGCUUUCUGGACUGGAAUGACUGCUGUUUCUGUUCUCUGCACAACACAUGGAUUUCCUAGAUGGAUGGCUGCACCAACAAUGAGGUGGUCAUCAGAAACAAGGCACUCAAUUGCUACAUUACAAAAUGUGGAAAUUAAGAGGUCCUCAAAAUAACUUUUCUGAUGUAGCUAAUCUGCUUCUGAUUUGAGUGAUGUCCCAGCAGGCACCAUGCUGGUGAUGGCAUGGCCACCAUGGAACUCUAUUGGAGCACGGCACUGGCUAGGGACUCAGAAAACACACCUGAGAAGUAUUUGUCUCCACUACCAGCAGUAUCUUAUUCUGAAGAGACAUUUUCUCAGCUUUUUAAAUAAUGCAACUGGAAUAACCAUCUUCAUUCUUUGCUGCAUCAGUGCAUAUCUACCAGGAAUAGAAGCUGAAAGAAGAAGAACAUGGGAGGCAGUUAUAGCUGAUUUGCGUGAGAUUAAAAACACAUCUGAUAGCAUCGAUGCCUGUUUAUACACUGCAUAUACAGACAAGCCAGAUGAGUGUGAAGUACAAGUGAUGGAAUGCUUUUUGUUAGAGCUGAAAGUGAUUUCCCAUGAAUGUGAAAUCAGAAAAGGAUGUAAAAUCAAACAGUCUGUGCGCAAUGUGCUGGCAAAUGUAAAGGCAAAUUUACCAAAUAAUACAAGUUUACCGACCAGUCUGAACAGGAAUAAAAUAACAUGCAAACAAUGUGAAGAGUACGAAGAAAGAAAUUUUAUUAAAUUUAUAGAGACUUUCGAAGAGUUUGCAAAACACAAGCUGAAAUUUUUACUGCACGUUCCUAAAUAGGCUUUCUUUUUUAAAGUGCUUAAGGGAAACUCCAUAAACUUUGCUGGCACUUCAAGCAAUAUAAUCAUUGGAUGGAUGGAGAGACAGACGGUUUGGCUAUUUUAAAAACUUUGUAAGACAGAAAGGCAGAAAAAAAGCAAAGUAUAGCCAAGAAUAAUCUGAACUAUGAACUGCGCCACAGACUAUUUUGCCUUUUUAUUUUUAAUUUACUACUUCUUCUGGGAAGCUAUUAAAAUGUAAAAUUAUGUGUAAAAUUAAUUAAAAUUAAUUUUACUCUUGCAUCCGAAGAAGUGGGUAUUCACCCACGAAAGCUCAUGCUCCAAAACGUCUGUUAGUCUAUAAGGUGCCACAGGAUUCUUUGCUGCGUGUAUUUUAUAAACAUUUUAGAUAAAUAUUUGCUCUUUGACUACUCAUUGACUACUAUUUAGAAAACAUAGUAACUUGUACUGCAAAUAUUUUAUUUUCCAGGAAAGCUUAACUCAUGCAAAUGAGAAUAUAUAUAUAUACAUAUAUAUAUAAAUCACUGACCAGUAUGUGUUCGGAGUCCUCUUCUGUACCCAAUCCCCACAGGAUCAGAAUCUGUCUCAGUCCCUAACUACAGAAGCUGGCUUUUUAGCUCAGGCUAUACAGUCUCAUGCUUUCAUGUCUGGAGAGCCCUACUUCAGUUCCCUGCUGAGAGCCCACAUAGCAAUCACCACAUGUGUAAAGUCGUGGGAACCAGUAGCUCACAGAGCUGUGACUGUAAUAAACAGGGUUCUGAUCCUGCAAGUUGCCCCAUGUGAACAGACCCCUAUGGCCAAGUAAUAUCUCACUGAUUUCCGUGGGGCUUUACAUAAUUACAGCACUCUGCUAUCAUAGAACAGCUUACAAAAUCAGGGCCUACGUGUGUGGAAACCAGAGUCUGGAUUAUCAGAAAAAUGCAGGACUGAAAGAGGCAGUUGUGCAGCUGUAAAUUCAAACUGUCUGAAUAACUUUCAUUGAUGAAGUGAAUAAAAUGGAUACACACAAUAAUGCAGUACAGUGAAAAUGCAGUGAUGGUAAAACAUUUUAGUAAUUCUUCUAACAAGAAACAGUCAUCCCCAUCAAAGAAUAGAAUGAAAAGAUGAAGGGGAAUUAAGUUACCAAAAACUGAUACUUAAUUUCACAAGCAGCUACCGUAGUCAAAUUUUAACGCACUAUUACAGACGUAGGCGAACUACAGCCCAUGGGACCAUCCUGCCUGGCCCCUGAGCUCCCGGCCAGGGAGCCUAAUCCCCGGCCCCUCCCGCGCUGUCCCUCCUCCUCCACAGCCAUGCCGCCACAUGGGCCGUGCUCUGGCCCACCACUCCUGCUGGGCAGCAUGGGGAGUGCAGCUGGCUCUGGCUGGGUGUUGCAGCUGUGAGCUCCUGCUGCUGGUAAGGGGGCGAGGAGUGGGGGGAGUG
Messenger RNA from Mauremys reevesii (Reeves's turtle), 2351 nucleotides. RefSeq names its product interleukin 15 (gene IL15). The record is from RefSeq and is a predicted model, not a curated record. The coding region runs from base 328 to 930 and encodes 200 amino acids. The transcript is spliced from 7 exons. Lineage: Eukaryota; Metazoa; Chordata; Testudines; Geoemydidae. Gene Ontology annotation, cellular component: extracellular region. Gene Ontology annotation, molecular function: cytokine activity; cytokine receptor binding. Gene Ontology annotation, biological process: positive regulation of tyrosine phosphorylation of STAT protein; neutrophil activation; positive regulation of cytokine production.